UUACAACAUCACAUUCCCGGAACACGACAGGAUCUGACCGUCUGCUGCCGUCAAUUCAAGCACAGGGCGCAUCUCACAAGCGUUCUUCCACACAAACUCGGCUCAAAUACACUGCGACGAAGAGCACAACUCCAGUAUGGCGACUGUCUUCUCCCCGAAGAACGCGGCUGCCUGGAUCCUACAUGCUACAGAAAGGCCUCUCGUGGUCAGCAACUCUCCGUACACGAAGCCUCCCAAAGGCCAUGUAGUGAUCAAAGUCUACGACGUCGCCGUCAACCCCAUCGACUGGAUCUUACAGGACUCAGAUCUAUUCAAGCUUCAGUAUCCGACGAUCCUCGGCUCAGAUGUGGCGGGAGAGAUAGUGGAAGUCGCAGACGAUGUGAAGGAUUUCAGGAUCGGAACGAGGGUUAUCGCACACUGCACUCGCUCCAACGCAGACCUUCCAUCAGGUGCAACAGGCGCUUUUCAAAGAUUCGUUGUUGUCCCGGCGGUCCAAGUAGCGGAAUUACCCUCCAAGAUCCGCUCGUCCGCCGGUGUUGUAUUGCCAUUGGGCGUGUCAACCGCCAGCGCUGGUCUGUACCAGAAAGGCUACCUCUCACUCCCACUCCCCACGACCGACGAGCCCAAGCCUCUUCAUCGGACAAUUCUGAUAUGGGGUGGCUCUUCCUCCGUCGGUAGCUGCGCCAUUCAACUAGCCGUUGCGUCCGGCGUGGAGGUCAUCACCACAGCCAGCCCUGCGAAUUUCAACUACUGCAAGGAUCUGGGUGCGAAGGAAGUCUUCGACUAUCACGAGAAUGAUGUCGAAAAGCAGGUCGGGAAGUAUCUCGAGGGCAAGGCGCUAGCGGGCGUGUUCCAUGCUGUCGGCGCGGACGGAGCGGUGGAGGCUUGUGCGAGGAUUGCGGCAAAGGCGGAGGGAAAGGCGGUGGUUGUUACUGUCAGGGGUGUGCCAGAAAAGGGCAUUCCGGGAGAAGUGAGAGUCAAGGCUAUCAGCGCCACAGACAUCUUCAGCAAUGAAGUCGGACCAUACAUCUGGCGAGACUUCUUGCCCAAGGCGCUCAAGUCGGACAAGAAGGGGGCAAUUGUGCCGAAGCCGGAUCCGAAGAUUGUUGGAGAGGGCUUGAGGAGCGUGCAGCUGGGCUUAGACACGCAGAAGAAGGGCGUAAGCGCGAAGAAGGUGAGUAUGGCUGCGAGUUGA
Zymoseptoria tritici IPO323 is the source of this 1195-nucleotide messenger RNA. RefSeq lists its product as uncharacterized. The coding region runs from base 137 to 1195 and encodes 352 amino acids. NCBI's taxonomy places the organism in Eukaryota, Fungi, Ascomycota, Dothideomycetes, Mycosphaerellales, Mycosphaerellaceae. The transcript is spliced from 3 exons. Gene Ontology annotation, molecular function: oxidoreductase activity, acting on NAD(P)H. The record is from RefSeq and is a predicted model, not a curated record.